Molecule: messenger RNA, 462 nt
Organism: Manihot esculenta (cassava)
Lineage: Eukaryota; Viridiplantae; Streptophyta; Magnoliopsida; Malpighiales; Euphorbiaceae
Exons: 1
Coding region: 1-462 (153 amino acids)
Source: RefSeq, a predicted model, not a curated record
AUGGGUUAUUAUUUAGCUGAUGGUAUAUAUCCGAAAUGGUCAACUAUUGUGCAAACUAUUCGUGAACCACAAACAAGGAAGAAGAAGUAUUUUGCAAUGAAACAAGAAUCAUGUCGAAAAGAUGUUGAACGUGCUUUCGGAGUGUUACAGUCACGUUUUGCAAUAGUUGCAGGGCCAUCACGUUUUUGGAAAAAAGAAGUGUUGCAUAAUAUUUUUACUACAUGUAUUAUCAUGCAUAAUAUGAUAAUCGAGGAUGAACGUGAUUUUAGUGCACCUAUUGAAGAUGGUAGAGAAUUUUCAGCUCCAACUGUUGAAAUAGUUGUCGAUGAAACUACUCGAUUUGAACAAUUUUUAGCUCGACACAAAAAAAUUAAGGAUAAAGAUGCUCAUUUUGCACUUCGUAAUGCAUUAAUAGAGCAUUUGUGGGAGCAAUAUACAAAUUCAAAUGAUCAUAUCAAUUAG